Messenger RNA from Pantherophis guttatus, 582 nucleotides. The record is from RefSeq and is a predicted model, not a curated record. Lineage: Eukaryota; Metazoa; Chordata; Lepidosauria; Squamata; Colubridae.
CUCAAACCCACACUAUAGCAGUCCUCGACUUACGACCGCAAAGGAGCCCAACAUUUACGUCGCUAAGUGAAACAUUUGCUCAGCGACCACGAAAUCGUGAAUAACAUGUACGAAACCGAGGCAGAGCUCCUGGCCGGCGAAAGCGCAGAAGAGGAGACGGAGGACAGCAUCAUGUCUCCCAUACCCAUCGGGCCCCCCUCCCCUUUCCCCGCGGGCGAGGACUUCCACCCCAAAGAGGGCUCUCCGUACGAGGCCCCCGUCUACAUUCCCGACGAUAUUCCCAUCCCGUCCGACUUCGAACUGAGGGAAUCCUCCGUUCCCGGAGCAGGGUUGGGGAUCUGGACCAAAAAGAAGCUGGAAGCCGGAGAGAGGUUUGGGCCCUACGUGACUUUCCCCAGGACCACGUUGAAGGAAACGAAUUUCGGAUGGGAGGAAAUGCUCACGGAUUCCGAGACGGGCCUGCAGGACGGUUGCAUUAAAAAGGUAAGAUCGAAAACUGAUUUUAGUCUUCGGUUCCGGGUGGAAAUUCAAAUUUUAACUUUUUUUUUUUUAAUCGUUUUUAAUUGCAAGCCCGAUAAUUAG